Messenger RNA from Camelina sativa (false flax), 3605 nucleotides. The record is from RefSeq and is a predicted model, not a curated record. NCBI's taxonomy places the organism in Eukaryota, Viridiplantae, Streptophyta, Magnoliopsida, Brassicales, Brassicaceae.
UCGCAGACAAUAACAAUGGCGGGCGCCAAAAGAAAGAGAAACUCGAAAAAGGGGUCGAAUUUUCCCGCCCAUUUAUCAACAACGCGUAAUCAUCGCACCUCACUUCUCUCGUAGUUCUCAUUUUUCUCCCCUCACCGAACCCCGAAGGGAUACUCGACGAAGAAGAUGGUUUCCUCAACCAUUAAAUCGGAUUCGAAGGAUGAAUUGAAACAAACCCUAAACUCCAAAAACCCUAAAAAUGUCUACCAAAUCGGAGGCCUUCAAGUGGAGUUCCCUUAUCAGCCGUACGGAACCCAGCUUGCGUUCAUGAGCCGGGUCAUAUCUACGCUCGAUCGAGCCCAGAGAGACGGUCACAGUCACGCGUUACUCGAGUCUCCCACUGGUACUGGAAAAUCUCUGUCUUUGCUCUGCUCGGUGCUUGCUUGGCAACAGAACUAUAAAUCUCGGCUUCUGAAAGGGAAUUUGACUCAUUCGAAAGCUGCCCCGGAAGCAGCCACCGAUCCAUUGAAUCACGGAGGUGGGUUCAUACCGGAGACACAGCCCUCAGAUACUCCUGCUGCAUCUACAAAAGUGGAGCAAGCUGAAACUGCAACUAAGAAGAGAACUAAAAUUCCUACCAUAUACUAUGCUUCACGAACUCAUUCUCAGAUUACUCAAGUGAUUCGUGAGUAUCGGAAAACUGGUUAUAGAGUGCCCAUGGCUGUAUUGUUGCGUUUAAUCAAGAUACUAAAAGAAUUGCAGAAUGAAUUAGAACAGAUGAGCGUGGCACAGCCAAUGAUAUAUCAACCCUUGUGUGAAGUAGUAGAUGGAUUGAUAAGCUGGAUUGGAAGAAAAAAGGAUUCAUUAACAAAACGUGAUUUCCAGCACUAUUUCUCUAGUUGGACCGGAGACAAAGCUUUAAGAGAGCUUGAGGAAUCUAAUAUCUCUCGUGAAUGCUUCCCAAUCUUAUUGGAGUGCUUUACAAAGGCUAUCAGAACAUCAAAGGAAGCAGAAAUGGAAUCAGAUAUGCUUUAUUUGAGUGGGUUAUCUGUCUUGACACUAGAAGAGUUGUUCUCUUCACUUACGUACUUCUUUUCAAGAAAUGGAAGUCACAUCUUAGAUUACCAACUGGGUUUACAACGCUCUACUAAAAGAGGAGAUUCUUCUGGUACAUGGACGCAUACUUUCAGUUUGUGGUGCAUGAAUCCUUCGGUUGUUUUUAAAGACUUAGCUGAUAUAUCUCUAUCCAUCAUUUUAACAUCUGGGACUUUGUCACCGAUGAAUUCUUUCUCAUCUGAACUUGGGAUGCAGUUUGGCACUUGUUUAGAGGCUCCACAUGUGAUUGAUGUUAAUCUGCAGGUGUGGGCUGGUGCAAUCUCCAUUGGUCCUGGUAAUUAUCCUCUAAAUGCAACUUAUAAAACAGCUGAUGCAUAUGAAUUCCAGGAUGCUUUAGGGAAAUCGUUGGAAGAAAUAUGCGCUGUUGUACCAGGUGGCUCCCUUGUAUUCUUUCCAAGCUAUAAGUUGAUGGAAACACUCUGCACACGUUGGCGUGAAACUGGGCAAUGGUCUCGGCUUUGCUUGAAAAAGGACCUUUUUGUUGAACCAAGAGGAGGAGCCCAGGAAGAAUUUGAUUCUGUUCUGAAGGGAUAUUAUGAGUCUAUACGUGGGAAGAAUAGAUUUACUGGAAGAAAUAAAAGAGUUAAGAAAGCAUGGACUAUUAAAACUGAGACUCAAGAUGAUUCCAAGAAAGGAGCUGCAUUUCUUGCAGUGUGUAGAGGAAAGGUUUCAGAAGGGAUUGACUUUGCUGAUGACAACGCCAGGGCAGUGAUAAUUGUCGGCAUUCCAUUUCCAAACUUGCAUGAUAUUCAAGUCGGACUAAAGAAAAAAUAUAAUGAUACCUACAAAUCAUCUAAAAACCUUCUUGGAGGGAGUGACUGGUAUUGCCAACAGGCCUAUCGUGCUUUAAAUCAAGCAGCAGGGCGAUGUAUCCGGCAUAGGUUUGAUUAUGGUGCCAUCAUAUUCUUGGAUGAGCGAUACAAAGAAGAAAGGAACAGAACGUCUAUUUCAAAGUGGCUAAGGCAGUCUAUCAAACUGUAUGAUAAUUUUGAAGUAUCUAUGGAAGGGUUAAGAUCAUUUUUCAACAGUGCCAAGGAGCGAGUUGACAGUAAGAUGUCUGCGUCCCAGGAUUAUACUGUUGAGAAGAACUUUUCUUCGGAAAACCAAAGCAAAUACAGAAGGAAGGAAAAUCAGAUUCAGAACAAAUCUAGUCAUGUGGAAGCAAGAGUGGUAGACGUGGAGGAUCGCACAGAUUCGAAUACAAAAUAUCCUUUUAUGAACAAAACCAAGGCCUUUUUGGAUCAAAAAGAUGUGAAACCAAAAAUAGCUGAAGAUUCGAUAUCUGUACGGCAUUCUACUCAGACAUUCAUUCAAAUUAAAGAGGAAGCUGAAUGCUACAAAGACGUUAUUGAUCUUGAGUGCGGUGUCCAACCUGAGACUGGGUAUUGCGAGGUGUCAUCAGUGACCUACAAUGAUGAAGAUCCAGAAACAUCUUUUGUCAAGGAGACCUCUGGUAUGAUCAAAGGGAUAUCAGUAGCCAGUCCAUGUUCUUGCUCAAUGAAUGAAAGCUCUAGUCCAGCAGCAAUAGGUCUGAGAUCUCCGAGGUCUCCUGAUCAAUUAUUAAAGCGGCAUAUAUCUACUCCAAAUUUUAGAAAAUCUCCACUUGGAGCUGAGUCGUCCGUAGUAGCAAAUCUUGAGGGAAAUUCUUUCGGUGACAUCCGUAGUUCGACUCUAGAAGCAGAGUCAUCUUUCAACAUGAGCGUUAAUUCACAGGCUUUGAAGAGAAGAAAGUUUACUAGCUCUCCUGUCAUUGACCUUGAAGACGAAAACAGUGAUGCACCUAAUUGCUCAUUAGUUAAUCAGAGACUCUGCAGAAAAUUUGAAGGCUCAAAAGGUCAGGGUAUUUGGUGCGAGCAAGAUGGAUGUGUUUUCAAUACUAUCUGUUGCCCUUUCUGCAGUAUCCCAAACACAUGUCUCGGAGUGCAAGUCAUGGCUACUGAUUCAUCAAAUGUCCAGUUUUUGAGUAAAAUUUUGUUCUUUGCUGAUCAUCUAGAAGUCACGAAUGAUGCAGCAAGCAAGGAAACGGCCUUAAAGCACAAGGAACCUCUUGCUGACACUAAUGUAGCUGUGGAUAAAAGUGAUAUGCUUGAGUCAAUAGAGAGAUUUGCAUACUCCCCAAUUCAGCAGCAAGAUUCAGGAGGCUGGAGGACUACAAAAUCAAAGUUGAGACUACCAAAACGCAAUUUGCCAACAAGCAAGAAGACAUAGAAAGAGGAUGUUUUCAUACCUCAGCGAGCAGAACCGGUCUGAUUCAAAAUGAGAGAUAAUCAAUGCAGCAAAGCCAGCGGCACCAAGUUGUCAUAAGCAGAUGUGAACCAAGGAACUUUGCUCAUGUCAUCAUGUGGCUGAAGAAAGAUUGGUUUUGCAUCUAAACUUGGCCAGCUUCGUUCGGAACUUAAUUUAUGUCCAGGUCGUGGCAAUCCCGUUGUUCAUGGUGAAUACGUAGAAGGUCAAAUGUAAAUUCGUGAAAAACAAAUUUUACACUAAAUAAAUAGACUUGUUAAUGCUCA